Messenger RNA from Caenorhabditis auriculariae, 1482 nucleotides. NCBI's taxonomy places the organism in Eukaryota, Metazoa, Nematoda, Chromadorea, Rhabditida, Rhabditidae. The record is from the annotation of a GenBank genome assembly.
AUGAGAUACUGUUACAGGAUGGCCGGCGACGACGACGUUCCAGAAUCGCUCGAGGCGAUCAACCUCAAGAUGAACGCCGUCACGGACGAGGUACGUCCUUCCGUUUCUCGAAUCUCGUGAGGUUUUGAACUUUCUGAUGAGACGGUUAACAGAACCUGAGGCGCAGAAAAGGAAGUAUACGAAGAUAAAAUAGAAACAGGCUUUUUUUCAUUCUUUCAAAAAGAAUCGAGCAGAUUUAUGAAUUUAGAAAAGUUUACUUUUUGAAAACUAGUAAAUGACAAUAAAUAAAAAUAAAACAAUAAAUGAAAAUAAACUUACCUGGAGAUUCGCGGAAAAUUUUGGAAUUGUAUAUUUUGGAAUUUUCCCUCGAAAAGAGAACCUACUCAAGAAAUUUCAAGGGAUCACUUAAAGAGAGGAGCCGUGGUCUUUUUCCCACCCUCCGAAUGGUCCCUUGAGUGGUAUAUAUAAAGGGUUGGAGAAUAACAAGAAAUGGUUGAACUGGCGAAUUUGCAGAAGAAAAAUACACUUUUCUGGAUUUUUGAGGCGCUUAAGAGUGCAAAGUCCUCUUUAUAAUCCUUCUUUGACAUUUCCAGGUUUGGCUAGGGAUUUUAAGUUGGUCCCCGACCUGUCAAUAAAUUCAAAGAAACCCAAGAAAAUGAAUAGGCGACACAAAGAAGAAGGGAAAAAAAUUGUUUCGAGAGUUGGAACGACUCUGGAGGCAAAUGAAAUUAGGGCCGGCCCUUGGGAGAAGAAACAAGAGCAUAAUUACAACAUCUUCACUGUGUCGUCGUCAAAUUCCAAGUCUGACUGCUCCAGAAAAAUGGCCCCUUUUUUCACUAAUUUCACCCCUCAUUUGUUGGCUUUCGUCCGACUUUUCUUCUUUCUUUUUUCCAAAGUUACUCACCCGGUUGGAUUGCUCGUUUUAUCAAUCUUCUAAUCUCUUUGAAAGCCUACGUAGGAAUUUUCAUCAAUGUUCAUUAACUUUAACCGUGCUUAGUGGAGAAGCAAGGAGGAAGAAAAAAAAAUACAAAAUGCGGAUCGUUUUUGGUCACUUUGUAUAACUCCUCGUGUGGCUGACGCUUUGCAUUUCGGACCUGCGCGUAAGUCGUUUCUGGUCGGUCGUAUCUUCAUAGUAACCGCAAACGCUGCGAGCCAUUCUCCAUGCGACCAACUUUUUCAAAGUUAGGACUACCCGACUCUAAAAUGUUUUUCUAUUCAGUAUGUUAAAAAUAUUUUUUGUUUGUUGCAAUUAAAAACUGUCCCGACAGCUCAAAAAAUAAGAUUAUCUGAAGAGGCUCCAAAAAAAGGAAAUUUCCGUCUGUCUGGCGUCGCUUCAGGCUUCCGUUGAUCUCUUACAGUUCUAUCAAAAGUCUUAUCAUCCACGACACAAAUCAAAGAAUGAGGAACCAACUACGGCCAGAAGAGACUCCAGACAGCAAGAGGAUUUCCCCUUUGUCUGGAAUCUCUACAGGGUGUCGCUAA